This is a messenger RNA of Cyclocybe aegerita, 645 nucleotides long. NCBI's taxonomy places the organism in Eukaryota, Fungi, Basidiomycota, Agaricomycetes, Agaricales, Hemipholiotaceae. The record is from the annotation of a GenBank genome assembly.
AUGAACGAACGAUAUGGAUCGGCGAAGGUAACGCUCUUCUCUCCUCAGAGGUAUCGGGAUCAUGAACGCUGUGCUCGUGUCCGUGAGCUUCAUCUCCAGCCAGGCCGGGUUCAAGACAAGGUCGGCACCGUCUUCCAACGUCUCGAAAACCCUCCUACCGUGAAGCAGCCAAGCAUGUGGAGGCGGUUUUAUCAGACAUCCCGCCGUCGCCCGAAACCGGCCACAGGUUGGGAACAAGCUCGGGGCAUGGUACAAGAAUUGAUUGAGUUCAUGCACUCGCUGAAGAACGUUGAACGGCUCUAUAUACGGUGCAACGUCCAGCAAGAAAUCGCAGGCUUUAAUACAGACUCCUUCGACGCGUUCGAAAGCUCGAUGCCUCUCAUCCUUGCAGGCUGGACGGCCUAUGGGUUAACCCUACGCUCUCUGACGUUGGACUUCCCGCUCGAGGCGAUGUCGUCUGUUCUGUUGAACGGGCAGCAUUUUCUCCCUAGCUUGGAAGCUCUUAAAGUUAUUGUGAACUUCCCUGACGAAGACAACGUGGCCCAAUUCGUCCUGACUUCUUUCAUCGACCGCCAUUCGACCGCACUACAGUUUCUCACCAUCACUAUGGCAGAAGACAUCCGCCUGCCCAGUUUCCUUUCUUAA